GCGCGGGACGCGGCGGGGAGUGGUGAUGGAGGAGACGCCGUGGGGAAGGAGGCCCGAGACGCAGCCUCGGCCGGUGGCCCGGAGUGGCCGAGAAGUGUGUGUGUGUGUGUGCGUGUGUGUGUGUGUGCGUGUGUGCGUGUGUGUGUGUGUGCGUGUGUCAGAGGCUGCGCAGCGCGGCCGAGCCACGUCCCCGUGACUGACAGUCGCAUGUGUGAACACCUGUAGGGGUGAUGAUGCAGCUGGGCUCUGUCCCCGUCUCUGUGACACACGAGCGUGUGAGAAUCUGUAGGGUCGACGCAGCCGGGCUCUGUCCCCAUGACUGUGACACUGAGUGUGAGCGCCUGUAAUGGAGAUCUGACCGCGCUGUGUCCCCGUCCGUGACAUACGAGCUUGUUAGCGUCUGUAGGGGUGAUGUGACUGGGCUGUGUCCCCCCUGACUGUGACGCACAUCGUGUUACCAUUUGUAGGGGCAACGCAGCUGGGCUCUUGUCCCCGUGGCUGUGACACUAAUGCGUAUGAGCACCUGUGAGCGUGAUGGAACCGGGCUGUGUCCCCGCAUCUCUGACGCACGCACGAGUUAGCAUCUAAAGGGGUGAUGCAGCAAGGCUCAGUCCCUGAGACUGACACUAGGUGUGUGAGCGCCUGUGAGGGUGAUUGGACCAGGCUGUGUCCUCCUCUCUCUGACGCACCAACGUGUUACCGUCUGUAGGGGCAACGCGGCCAGGCCCUUGUCCCCGUGACUGUGACAGUAAGGUGCGUGAGCACCUGUAAGGGUGAUGGGAGCGGGCUGUGUUCCCGUCUCCGUGUCGCACGUGCAUGUGAGCGUUUGUAGGGGUGGUGUGACUGGGAUGUGUCCCUGUGACUAUGAGCAUCUGGGGGAGGUGAUGGGGCAGUGCUGUGUCUCCAGGGCUCUGCUUCACGUGAGAUACAUGCGUGGGCCUUGUAGAGGUGGCAGGGCUGGUUGUGUCUCUGGGUGUAAGAUGUGAGAUGUAUACACCUGUGCACUUCUGUAGGGUUGGCAGGGCUGGGAGGUGUCUCUGUGACAUGGGCACCAGUGGCCAGGAUGUGUGCAGGAUUGUGCUUGUGUAACUGGGUGAUUGGUUGUGUGGUCUUUUGAGUGGGCAUGGGCUGCUGGGCUCUAUGUUGUGUUACAGUGUAACCUGUAAUUCGAGUUUCUCUGCAGCUUUCUUUGCCUUCACCUUCACACCAUGUGUGACCUAUCUAGGUGUAGUGGCUCCAAAGGGAUGUCAGAGCCUGGGUCCUACAAUGAAAACAGCCAAAAAGAAGGGCACAGACAUAGUCAUGUGAAGAAACUUUUAGAGCCAGAAAUGCUCUCCAUAUAGGCUACCAGAAUGACAUGUUGAGAAUGGCUAGGGGUUGGAUUCCUUUUUGCUGGGAACAGAUUCCUGACUUGGGAGCUUAGAGGGAGGGAGCGAGCAGCACAUGUUGCAGAACCCCAAUUACUAGCACUUAAUCCCCCAGGAUUUCUGCAAUAGGCAGAUUCCAGUGCUUUCACAUUUCAGAUGGGGACAGAUAUGGCUCUGGUGGGUAUUUUCUAAUGUAGUCUGUGCUCCAGAAAGUCCCUAGUAUCUUACUAUAUCCUGCUCUUUCCCCCAGACCAGCAUCCUCCAAAAGAAGCAGGAAGAAAGGAUAAUUACACAUCUUUAAAUCAAGGUUCAGGUGACUUUCCUCUUUAGGACUUAAAAAUAUCUGCUUUACUUGUCCUGAAAUGUCCUCCUUAAUAUUGCCUCAUCCCAGUAAUUCCUUCCCAGAGAACGUGACGGGCUGUGCAGGUAUAUUCCCCAGUGUACUCCUUGCUGAUCAGCCCUCUCCAGUGAGUGUUCACAGACCCAUUUUGUGUAUUGUUCAUUUCUUCCUGUGUGCUUUCCUUUUGGUAAGGAGAGGAUUCAUUUGUAGGUGGAAUCAAAACCAGAUACCUUCGUCUUUACCACAGGCCUGAUUUUCAGAGCACAGCAAGAAAGACAAUGAUUUGAUUAUUUUGGUCAGUAAAUGACAAAGUUGGCAGCUUUGUGAGAUUUUUAAGAGUGGAGUUUGAGCAAAGGUCUGAUGGCUUGAGUUUCUAUGAGUUGCAUCUUUGUGAAUUGUGAGAAGCAGUAUGGUUUGAUGUUAAUGAAUGUGAGUUCUGGGUCUAGAGCAAUGAUUGGCAAACUUUUUCUGUAAAGGCCAAGUAGUAAAUAUUUUAUGCUUUGUAUGCCAAAUAUGGUUGCUUCUUCUUGUUUGUUAGAUUUUAUGUUUUAAAACAGUUUUAGAUUUACAGGAAAAUUGCAAAGGUAGUACAGAGAGUUCAUAUAAAUCCCACACCCACUGUCCCUAUUGUUAACCCUUUACGUAAGUAUAGUUCAUUCAUUACAAUUAACAAACCAAUUUUGAUACAUCAUUAUUAACUGAAGCCCAUACUUUAUUCAGAUUUCCUUAAUUUUUACCUAAUGUUCUUUUUCUCUUCCAGGAUCCCAUGCAGGAUACCACAUUCCAUUUAGUUGUCAUGUCUCCUUAGGUUCCUUUUGGCUGUGACAGUUUCUCAGACUUUGUUUUUGACAACCUUGACAGUUUUGAAGGGUACUGAUCACAUGUUUUAUAGGAUUUUCCUCUACUGGAAUUUCUCUGACAUUUUUCUCAUGAUGAGACUGGGAUUAUGGGCUUGGGGGAGCACGAUCACAGAGGUUAAGUGCCUUGAUAUGCAUCAUAUCAAGGGUGCAUACUGUCACUAUGAUGCAUAACUUGUUGACUCUGAUCACCCAGCUGAGGUUGGGUUUAUCCGAUUUCUCUACUUUCCACACUGGACUCUUAGAAGGAAGUCACUGUGUGCAGUGCACACCUAAGGAGUGAGGACUUGUGCUCCCUCUUCCUUCUUGGUUGGUUGUUUGUGUGUUUGUUUUUUGUUUUUACAACCUUUUAAAAAUGUAAAAACCAUUCUUGGCUCUCAUGUAGUACAAAAAUGUGCAGGCCAGAUUUGAUAUGCAGUUAGGAGUUUGCCCAGCUUGAUCCAGAGUAUCAGGGUUGCAAACCCAUCUCUGCCUCUUCCCAGCUUUUUGAGCUUUAGUGCCUGGACCAGAAGUGCUCAGUAAAUAUUAACUGUUGGUGUGAUGUGGUAAUUCUGGGUGUUCCAUUGAUAAGGGGCCAUUAUCUAUCUGAAGAUAAUUGUGAUAGGUGCUAACAAGUUCAGAAAAGGAACCAGAACCUCAACUAUUCUAGAAUGGGAAUCCUUAACCUGAGGUCCUUCCUUUAACUCCAUUUAUGACUUUUCAAGGCACCAGAAUCCCUAUGAAACUGUGUACAGAAUUGUUGUAUAUGUUUGUAAAUGUGUUUUUUUCUGAGAACGCUUAUAAUUUCUUGGGGUUAUCAAGGGUGUACAUGCCCCAAAGAGAUUUAGACCCAUUGGUAGAAGCAAGUACUGCAACCUUAAUUCCCCUUUGCCAUAUAACAAAACAUAUCCAGAGGUUCCAAGAAUUAGGACAUGGACAUUUUGGAGGAAUCAUCAUUCUGCCUGUCAUAGGCCUAUUUAGUCAAUGUUUCCUCAAUAACUAGAAUGUACCCCGUUCCCCAUUCCUCUGCCUUUGUUUCCUUUGUUAAUUUUUGUUUUUAAACUUUGGGACCAUCUUAAAUUUCCUCAAGAUGGGAUUAAUACAGGCCUGCUCCAAAAAAGUCAGUGCCCUAAGGAGCUCAUAAAGAAGAAACUCAAAAUUAUCCACAGUCGUACCAUCCAGAGAUAAUUACUUCUGAUGUUUUGGUCUGUAUGUUUCCACUCCCUUUCCCCCCCUCUCAGCAUGUGUGUGUGGUUUUGUUUCUGGAGCAUCAAAGCCUGCUACUUGAUCAUGUUAAUGAGCCAGUGAUUCUCCAGGUCUUAGCUGAUAAAAGGAAUCCACCCCAGCCAUGGGUUGCAUUAUGCCUGUGUGCGUGUGGGAAGAAGAGGGGUGUGCCACUGAUCCCCUUCCUGCUUUGGAAAACCUCCCAUCGAUUUACACCUUGUAGCAUUAGAGAUACAUCAUUGAUAACUAAUUCCAGUGCAACAAAUUAUCAAGAAAGACAGCAUUUCAGAAUUCAGUUGUCUAGAAAUUUAAUGUUUCUUUCACAGAACAUUGCAAUAAUGACUGAUGUCAUGGUGCCUUGCCAAUAUGGACUUACAGGUAACAUUUCCAAGAACAGAUGUAUAAAAAAAAAAAGAUGUCACAUAGAAGACAAGUUUCAGCCUCUUGCUAAUGUUCUCAAUUUGUCAUCUUCUCAGAUUAGAUUCUUUGAGCUAGAUUUUUGAUGCAGAAUCAUACCUGUCCUGCUCUCUCUCCACUUACUUUCUCUCCACUUACUUGCUGAUGGAAAGGGAUCAGUUCCUACUUAUAUGUCUUAGAAUCUUUAUUGCUAAUAUUGUUAUUUUAAAAGGAUUUCAUUCUUUAGAACAAGCUCUGAAAGUUGUUUUAGUUAUAGAGACAGAGCAAAUUUGAGAAGCACAUAUUUUACCAUAAGAAAAAAGAGAAACAGCAGACUUGAGUUUCUCUUCUAAAAACAGAUUGAGGUAUGUAAUAUUAUUGAUCUUCAAUAAUAACAGCUCACUUAUUAAAUAAUUGUUAUACAUUAUGUGUUUUUGUAGAUUAUCUUACUUAAUAUUUGAGACAGUCAUACAUGAUAGGUACUGUUUUUAAUCCCAAUUUUACCAGUGAGGAAACAGGUACAGUGCGGCUAGUAACUGUCAGAGCCCAGACUCAUCUCCUGAAAAUCAGACCACAGAGCUAGUGUGCUUAAGUCACCAAGACGUCUCCUCCCAGAUUUUACAUACCUUUUCAAACCUGCCUUCUUCCCCUGUUAAUUUAUCAUCAAUUUUUUCUCAGUUAAUAUGAGUCAAUAUCAUUAUUAGUAAAUGCAUUGUAUACCAUUAUAUAGCAGAUCAUAAUUUAUUUAAUCUAACACCUGUUGUAAGAUAUUUCCAUUUUUUUCAUUUUAAAAAAUUAUUCUCUGGAAAAUCUGAAUAAAGUCAAGGUUUUGUGAUAUUAUACUAUAGUUUUACAAUACGUUAGUCUUGUGAGAAACUGGGUAAGAGGUACACAGAAUCUCUGUAUUAUUUAGGAUGUGGACAUUUUUACAACUGCAUGUGAAUCUAAAACUAUCUCAACUAACAGAACAAACUUUCUUUCCCAGAAAAAAAAAUUCUCUGAACAUUCUUAUGUAUUUCUGAAGCUAUUUCCUUGAGAUAAAUUCCUAGAAGUAGAAUUUUGAAUAAUAAAGCAGGCUUUUGUUAAGUGCCCGCAGUAUGCUGGAUCCCUGUACUUGGAGUGAUAGAAUGACUAGAAAGACAUAGGCACUGCCUGCCCAUCGUUUAUCAUCUGUCCAGGAAGGGAAAUUCCAAAUAGAAGAAGCACAAGGCAGCCUAUGGCCAGGACCUGUGGAGAAGGUCGGGUGUUGACCCCAUGGGGUCCUAGGUCAUGAUUUCAGGUCAUGACCAAAUGAUUCUGAAUGCACAGGGUCUGUGUGGGGGUAAAUGGAAUUUUAUUUUCUCACCUUCAUAUCUUACAUAUUUUUCUCAUAGCAUUUGAUAGAAAGGGAGAUCAGUAGGGUGAGAUGAGCUAGCAAUUGUCUGCAAGACAUCAUGGUUGAAGGAUAAGUUCAGAAGCAAACUUCACCCUCCCCUCAAGAUGUAAAAAGAAGCAGCAUUGAGAUAACUUUCUGUAUGUACAAGACAGCACUUAAAAUUUUAGUCAUUUUUCCCAAUGUGCUGCCAUUUGUGGGCAUAUGUAGACAUCAAAGAGUUGGUUUAGGUAUUGGGAAAGGAAACAAAGAAAAGCUAUUUAGUGCAAUAAUCCAAAGUUAAUGUACUUUGAGUUUUUUUUUCUCCAAUUUGAGAAGACUUUUAAAAAGAGAGUUUUUCUGUCUUUUGAGAGUAUAUCUGCCUCUUCAAUUUUAAAUAAAUAAAUACACAAACACAAUUAUAUAUCAAGCUACUGCAUAGCUGUUGUUACAGCAGUUAGUGAGGUAUACUUAAAAAGAAGAUACACAAGGUCAAAGGAUGUAUCAGGGGUCCCCAAGACUGUCACUAAAUUCAGUGUUUCCCCAGGAGGACUCACAGGACUCAGCGUGUAGUCAGCCUCACAGUUAAGAUUUAUUACAAUGAAGGAUACAAAGCAGAAUUAGCAAAGGGAAACCAGGCCCAUGGGACAAUGUCCAUAGGAAACCAGGCACAAGCAUCCAAGAGUCCUCUCCGUCUGGAGUCACCCAGGAUGCCUUUAAUUCUUCCAGCAACAACUUGUGACAACAUGUGUGAAGUGCUGUGUACGGGGGAAACUCACCUGAACCUGUGAGUUCAGGGUUUUUAUCUGGCGUCUGUCACAAGGGUACCCUCUGCCAGGCACGCACAUACCAAAAUUCCAGACUCCCAGAGGAAAGCAGCUAUUCAGCAUAAUCAGCAAUGCUUGUGCAGAUUAGACAACGUAAACCAUCCUUAGUUGGGGAAUGAUAGGAACAGUCCCCAAAUCCAAGUUCCCAGAUGCCAGCCAAGUGCCAAUCCUGCAAGAAGACAUUUCUAAGGAUAGUAGUCUCAGGCAUUAAGUCAUUUUACACAAGGGGUAUAUAACUUUCCAGACUUUUUCUGUUGAUUUCUUAUGGUUUGUUUGUCAGUGUCUGUUUGUCUCUCUCUCUCUCUUUCUUUUUUCCCCCACAAUUAUGUCAUCAUAUCAUGCUGUUUGGUAGCCUGACUUUUCUACUGAUGGUAUAGCUGAAAUAUUUUCCAUGUCCUUAAGUAUUUCUGCCAACAUUUAAUAACCACUUACCAUGUUACAAUCGAUAUUCUGCACUUAUUUAUACAGUUGGCUUUUCUGGACUCAGAGUGCUGAACCCUGCCUGGGCAAUUCCUUCUCCAGCCUGUCCAGUGGCCAUGUCUUAACCAAUAUCACCUGAUCUAGAGGCCAGAAGAGGUUCUGGUUUGGAUGAUGCAGCACCUGUUCACUCUUGACGGUGUGACUGGAGGGAGCAGGGUGCGCUCAGAGUGAGACUAAGCAGCCUAAGCACCCAGCCUUGAGUCCCCAGCCCUCCCAGCAGGGAGCUGACCAGACAUCCUCCUUCUGAAGUGUCUGGGUCAGGCUUCAAGGCAGAAGCUCCUCUGUUCAGCUCUGUGCAGCUGAGUUUCCUGAGGUUUCAGGGAGAGCUUGGAUUUAUCUAGAAUCCUUCCAGUCUUCUCAAGAUUUGUCAUGUGUGUGUGUGUGUGUGUGAGAGAGAGAGAGAGAGAGAGAGAGAGAGAGUGGAGGGGGGGCUGUCAGGAGUACUUCAGAAGCAAAGAUGGAAGAGCAAAAGUUAUAUUAAGUCAUUUUGGGAACCCAUGGUACACCUGAUCUUAAUGCCUCAUUUUCCUCCCCUAACUCUGGCUUCUCUGGACUUUGUCUUCAGUAGAGGAAUCCCGAAGAGGACUGAUCAGUUCUUGAGCUGUAAAACUAUGGCCCACGGUCUGGUGAAAUUCUCAGACGUGGCCAUAGACUUCUCUCCUGAGGAGUGGGCAUGUCUGGACUCUGCUCAAAGGGACCUGUACUGGGAUGUGAUGCUGGAGAACUACAGUAACUUGGUCUCACUGGAUUUGGAGUCAACGUAUGAGACCAAGAGUUUACCUGCAGAAAAGAACAUUUACGAAAAAAAUUUUUCCCAGUGGAACUCCAGUGGAAAAAGUAAAUCUCAUGGUUUUAACUGGAAGGGUAGUGGUGAAUUUGGAGGACCACAGGGACAUCAAGAGGGAUAUUUCUGUCAAACGAUAAUCAAUGAUGGAAAAAUACCCACUUAUAAAGAAAGCACACCUCUUAGACCACAUCAGAAACUUCAUGGUAGAGAGAGUUCCUAUGAAUGUAAGGAAUGUGGGAAGGCCUUUAGUCGUAGCUAUCAACUGACUCAACAUCAGAAAAUUCAUACUGGUGAGAAACCUUAUCAGUGUAAGGAAUGUAAGAAGGCCUUUCGUUGGGGCAAUCAGCUUACCCAACAUCAGAAAAUUCACACUGGUGAGAAGCCUUAUGAAUGUAAGGACUGUGGGAAAGCCUUUCGAUGGGGUUCAAGCCUUGUUAUUCAUAAGAGAAUUCAUACUGGUGAGAAACCCUAUGAAUGUAAAGACUGUGGGAAAGCCUUUAGACGUGGUGAUGAACUCACUCAACAUCAAAGAUUUCAUACUGGUGAGAAAGACUAUGAAUGUAAAGAAUGUGGGAAGACCUUUAGCCGUGUGUAUAAACUUAUUCAACAUAAGAGAAUUCAUAGUGGUGAGAAACCCUUUGAAUGUAAAGACUGUGGAAAGGCCUUUAUUUGUGGGUCAAGCCUCAUUCAACAUAAGAGAAUUCAUACUGGUGAGAAGCCCUUUGAAUGUCAAGAAUGUGGGAAGGCCUUUACUCGUGUAAAUUAUCUUACUCAACAUCAGAAAAUUCAUACUGGUGAGAAACCUCAUGAAUGUAAGGAAUGUGGGAAGGCCUUUCGUUGGGGGUCAAGCCUUGUUAAGCAUGAAAGAAUUCAUACCGGUGAGAAGCCGUAUAAAUGUACAGAAUGCGGGAAGGGCUUUAAUUGUGGUUACCACCUUACCCAGCAUGAAAGGAUUCAUACUGGCGAGACGCCUUAUAAAUGUAAGGCAUGUGGAAAAGCCUUUAUCUAUGGGUCAAGCCUUGUUAAACAUGAGAGGAUUCAUACAGGUAAGAAACCCUAUGAAUGUAGAGAAUGUGGGAAGACCUUUAGUCAUAGCCAUCAGCUUACACAGCAUCAGAAAAGUCACACUAGUGAGGACGUCUAUGAAUGUAAGGAAUGCGGGAAGGCCUAUAGUCACAUAAGCCAUCUUAGAGAACACCAGAGAAUUCAUACUGGUGGAAGUCAAGAAGACCUGGAGACAGCCUUCAGACCUUCAUCAACAUGAGGAGAAUCUCUGGUAUAAUGUAACAUAAGGAAGCCUUCACUGGUCCCUCCUCUGCUUGUAGACUAUCAGAAUAGUCACACUGGAGGUACAGGUGGAGAAUGGGGAAUCAUUUUUUCUUCAUGACCACAUCAAGCUCAGUGUAGGCAAUUUUUUGCUGGAUAGGUUCAUUUUAACAAAUGCGUAGAAGCCUUCCGGUACCGUUCAAUCUUGGCUAAACUUCAGCAGGUUCAUUCUAGGGAGUAGCCCUGUUAAUGUAACAUGGCUCACACCCUACCUGUCAUCAUCACCAUACCACCUGUUUAUUCCCUGUGAGAUGCUGGAAAACUCCCCCUGUGCAUUAUUUGUAAAAUGGGGAUAAUCACACCUACCGAAAACUGCUGUUGUGGGGGUGAAAUGAGUUUGAUAUGUGUAAACUCCUUGCAAAUGUGUCUGGAACAUUCUGUAAGCUCAAUAAACAUUAGCUGUUGUUCUUACGGUCAGUCAUUCCCAUUACUAUUGUUGUGGGUGAGUUCUCGCAUGAGGAAGACCUGUGGGUGCAAUGAACUGAGAAACAACCAUUGAACUUCCAGAAGAAAACAGAAGAUUAUCUUCACAAGCUAGGGUUAAACAAAAAUUUCUUAGCACAUGAAAGAUACUAAACAGAAAAUAAAAAGUUAAUAAACUGGACCUCAUCAAAAUUACAAAGUUCCAUUCAUCAAAUGAUGCCACUAAGAUAACAAAACUACAAGAAACAAGACUGGCAGAAGAUAUUUGCUCUAUGUACACCUGACAAAGGACUCAGAAAAUACUUUUUUGAAUUCCUCAAGUUAAUAAUAACCAGCCAAUAAAAGGAUGGUGGGGGAGAGACUUGAAUAGACACUUCACAAGAGAAGACACUCGAAUGGCCAGCAAGUAAAGGAAAAGUUGCUUCCUUUCAUGAGGGAAGCUGGAGGUCCUAUAGCAGAUGUAGGAGGGUGAUGCAAGAGGAAGGGAAGUGGACUUGCCUGGGGAAUGGACCAAGGCCCAGGACAGAGUCCUGGGAGAGUUGGGGAAUAACUUAGGCCCAGGGGAGGGAUCUCAGUCUUUCUAGAAAGUGUUAGAGUGGGGGAGUGCAUUAUCUUGGGGAAAGCCCUGAGAAUAUGGACAGGAGAGGAGCAAGAACCUGUGAGAAUAAGUCUGGAAAGGUCAGAAGUGCUAAUGGGGACAUGAGGGCCUGGGGCAUGGGGAAGGCAUGGGAGGCUUCUGGGAUACUGAGAAAGGGGAUAGAGAUCAGGUGAGGGGCCUGUGAGGGCCAGAGGAGGAUUUGCAUGCUUGAAAGCAUAGCCUGGUGGACCUAGGGUAGGGGCUAAAGCCAGUGGGAGAAGCCUGGAUGAGGUGGUGGGGGUGGUUAGAGCCCCCAGAAGUGCCCUAUAAAGGAUCCAGAAUCUGGGGUUCAAGUUGGGCUUACACUUGAUUUGCUUCAGGGUUAUGGUUACAUUUAAAUUAGAGCUACUUAGUCCUUGGGUUAUGUAUUCCUUAGAUAAGGGGUGGGUGAAGGGUUUGGCUCCUCUGGAGGGAUAGGAUGGGGAGGUGUGUUCAGGGAGAGGGUUGCCAGCCCUAGAUCUGGGCCUGAGAGGUAGGAGUCAUCCUAUACUAAGUUUCAGCACCCUUACUAAUCAUUCUUGCAGGGGUUAUCCUCCAUGGUGCCCCAGCAUCAGCAGACGGGGCCUCUCCCCACCUACAAGAGCUACGGGUGUUAGGGAUGGGAGUCCCACCUGUCCAGACAUUUCUGCAUAAACAGAAGAGCUGGUGGGGCAGGGAGAAAAGGGCAAGCAGAGGAGUAUGAGGCAGAAAAGGGAGGAGAGAAGCUUAAGGAGGGGAAAUUGGAAGAUGGGUGUUAGGAGAAGGAGAAAGACUAUAAAAAGGGUAAAAAGUGUGAGGAGAGAAGCAGAAUGCAAGGAUGGUGAUGGGAAUCAUCCUGAGAAAUAGGAGGAGGCAGUCCUGGGAAGGCCUCAGGUAGGACGCUUGGUUCAAGGUAUAGAAAUCUAAUUCAAACCAACCUAAGCAAGGAAAGAUAAGAAUUGGCUCACAUAAGGAAAAAGUCCAAAGGGAGUACUGGCCUUAGAUGGACCCAGGGCUCACACAAAACUUGAAUCAUCUGCCUUGAAUUUGGACUCUGCUCUCUUAAAGUAGCUUUCAUGCUGACCAUCCCCAUAUCUCAUCACAUUUACAGCUUGCAGUUCCAGGAAGAAGAGAAACUCUCCCAAACACUCCGACCAGUUUUGCCUAACCUGAGAAUAAACUCCAUGGCAAGGUGGAUUCAGAAUACAUUCAUGGGGGACGUAAGUCAUCCUGGCAACAUGGGACAUGACUCUCAGGGAUGAGCCUGGCCAUGGCAUCCUGGAAUUAGCAAUGCCUUCUUGACCAAAAUGGG
Molecule: messenger RNA, 11264 nt
Organism: Choloepus didactylus (southern two-toed sloth)
Lineage: Eukaryota; Metazoa; Chordata; Mammalia; Pilosa; Megalonychidae
Gene: ZNF331
Product: zinc finger protein 331
Exons: 3
Coding region: 7319-8872 (517 amino acids)
Biological process (GO): regulation of transcription by RNA polymerase II
Molecular function (GO): DNA-binding transcription factor activity, RNA polymerase II-specific; RNA polymerase II cis-regulatory region sequence-specific DNA binding
Source: RefSeq, a predicted model, not a curated record